GCGCGUAAAAACAUUUACACAUAACCUCACUUUUUUUAUGCAUAUAUGCGAAUGGAAUUGACAAAAUUAUUGAGAAAAUGUGCUCUUGUAAACAAAUCGGAAGAAAAAGCAAAAGAAAACGAAAAGAAAGAGGACGAACAUUUCCAAUACGUCUACGCAAAAUGGAAAGGAACUAACAUGAAAGAUAAAGACCCAACCUACCGAGUUAUUCCAAAAUUUUAUUUCAAGCUGCCGAAAGAUGAUGAAAUCCUGCCCCAAAAAUUGCGAGAAGAGACGCGCGCUCUUUUUUUACAGCGCAGAUCUCGACAAUUGCUCGAUAAUAACGAAUUAAAAGCCCUUUGGGUUUUAUUGGACAAACAUCACAGUCCUCCUCUGUCAGGUGACGAGCAAUUAAUUAAUUAUGAGGAUUUUAAAAAAGUGGGAAAACUGGCGGGACCAAAAUGCAGUCUCUAUUUUACAGCUGUUGUUUUUGCGAAAUUACAACAGGGAGAUCCGCAUGGAAGGGUCAGUAUUAUGGCACUUUUUAAUUAUGUCAUGAGAAAAGUUUGGCUCCAUCAAACAAGAAUUGGACUUUCAUUGUACGACGUAACCGGCCAAGGAUAUCUUCGAGAAUCGGAUCUGGAAAAUUAUAUUCUGGAAUUAAUUCCAACUUUGCCUCAAUUGGAGGGAUUGGAGAAGUCCUUCCACUCGUUUUACGUUUGCACGGCGGUGAGAAAGUUCCUUUUUUUUCUCGAUCCCUUGAGAACUGGAAGAGUUCGCAUACAAGAUAUUUUGGCUUGUAGCUUUUUGGACGAUCUUCUGGAAUUGCGGGACGAGGAUCUGCCGAAGGAUUUGCAGGAGGCCAAUUGGUUCUCGGCGCCCUCGGCUCUCAAAGUCUACGGACAGUAUCUCAAUCUCGACAGAGAUCACAAUGGAAUGCUCAACAAGGAGGAAUUGUCCGGAUACGGUACCGGAACCCUAACCGGAGUUUUUUUAGAACGAGUUUUUCAAGAGUGCCUUACUUACGAAGGAGAAAUGGAUUACAAGACUUACCUGGAUUUUGUCCUUGCUUUGGAAAAUCGCCACGAACCUCAGAGUUUACACUACCUCUUCAGAAUUUUGGACAUUAAUAAUAAGGGAUACCUCGACACUUUCUGCCUCAAUUACUUUUUCCGAGCCAUACAAGAACAGAUGACGAUGCAUGGCCAAGAGCCGGUGAGUUUUCAAGACGUUAAGGACGAGAUUUUCGAUAUGGUGAAACCUGCCGAUCCCUGCAAAAUUACUUUGCAGGAUCUUCUUUCUUGUGGUCAAGGCGACACCAUGGUCAGUAUUUUAAUAGAAUUCCAUGGAUUUUGGGCCUACGAAAAUCGAGAAGCGAUGGCCGCCGACAAUGGAGACGAUUCUUCUCACGUUUAAUUUUUUUUUUUUUGGGUGUAAAAAAUAAUUAUAAGUACAGGAGUACUUAAAAAGCUUAUUUCUAUAUUUAUUUUAUGAUGCUGACUUUUUGCGAUAAGUAGAAUAUUACGCU
Messenger RNA from Belonocnema kinseyi, 1507 nucleotides. Its product is annotated as serine/threonine-protein phosphatase 2A regulatory subunit B'' subunit gamma-like. The transcript has 7 exons. The coding region runs from base 46 to 1395 and encodes 449 amino acids. Gene Ontology annotation, biological process: B cell homeostasis; T cell homeostasis; positive regulation of B cell differentiation. The record is from RefSeq and is a predicted model, not a curated record. Gene Ontology annotation, cellular component: spindle; centrosome. NCBI's taxonomy places the organism in Eukaryota, Metazoa, Arthropoda, Insecta, Hymenoptera, Cynipidae.